Messenger RNA from Aspergillus piperis CBS 112811, 2646 nucleotides. RefSeq names its product putative NADH-ubiquinone oxidoreductase, subunit G. Gene Ontology annotation, cellular component: membrane. The coding region runs from base 120 to 2333 and encodes 737 amino acids. Gene Ontology annotation, molecular function: NADH dehydrogenase (ubiquinone) activity; iron-sulfur cluster binding. Lineage: Eukaryota; Fungi; Ascomycota; Eurotiomycetes; Eurotiales; Aspergillaceae. The transcript has 7 exons. The record is from RefSeq and is a predicted model, not a curated record. Gene Ontology annotation, biological process: ATP synthesis coupled electron transport.
UGCACCUCCCAUCCAGAAUCUCCCAGCACUGUAGACUUCCACCGGCGCCUUCAGAUAACGUCCAUUGCGCUCGCUGCUCAAGUCUACUCUAUCCUCUCACAUUUGUUUCUAUUCACAGUAUGCGGCCGCAGUUAUCUCGUGCGGCCGCCCGGCUCGUCCGGGUUCCCAAGGUCAACUACCCCAGGACAUUCGCGACGACAAUCCCUCGCUCCGCUGAGGUUGAACUCACAAUUGAUGGGAAGAAAGUUUCAGUCGAAGCUGGCUCCGCUCUCAUUCAGGCUUGCGAGAAGGCAGGCGCCACGGUUCCCAGAUACUGCUAUCAUGAGAAGCUCUUGAUUGCAGGAAACUGCCGUAUGUGUCUAGUCGAGGUCGAACGGGCGCCUAAACCUGUGGCAUCAUGUGCUUGGCCUGUGCAGCCGGGCAUGAAUGUUAAGACGAAUUCACCACUUGUACACAAAGCUAGGGAGGGUGUUAUGGAAUUUCUUUUGGCCAACCACCCUCUUGAUUGCCCGGUUUGUGAUCAGGGAGGCGAGUGUGAUCUGCAAGACCAAUCAAUGAGAUACGGCGCCGACCGUGGGCGUUUCCAUGAAGUUGGUGGCAAGCGCGCGGUUGAGGACAAGAACAUUGGGCCCCUUGUCAAGACGUCUAUGAACAGAUGCAUUCACUGCACUCGGUGUGUUCGGUUUAUGAACGAUGUUGCCGGUGCCCCCGAACUGGGAACCACUGGCAGAGGAAACGACAUGCAAAUCGGUACUUAUUUGGAGAAGAACCUUGAUUCGGAACUUUCAGGCAACGUCAUUGAUCUUUGUCCUGUUGGUGCUCUCACCUCGAAGCCCUAUGCUUUCCGUGCUCGUCCUUGGGAGUUGAAACAUACUGAAUCCAUUGACGUGCAUGAUGCUUUGGGCUCGAACAUCCGGAUCGAUAGCCGAGGCAUGGAAGUCAUGCGUGUUAUCCCCAGACUCAACGACGACAUUAACGAGGAAUGGAUCAACGACAAAUCUCGGUUCGCGUGUGACGGUCUGAAGACUCAGCGACUUACAACACCCUUGAUUCGUCGUGAGGGCAAGUUCGUUCCGGCUACUUGGGAGCAGGCCCUGAGCGAGAUCUCCUCCGCCCAGCAAAACUUGCAGCUGAAAGAGAACGAGUUCAAGGCUAUUGCAGGACAUCUUGUGGAUGCCGAGUCGCUUGUUGCCAUGAAAGACUUGGCUAACAAGCUUGGAUCCGAUAACCUCGCUCUGGACCAGCCGGGAGGCAGCUCGCCUGUUGCCCACGGUGUUGACGUUCGUUCGAACUACCUCUUCAACUCCAAGGUCUACGGAAUCGAAGAGGCUGAUGCUAUCCUUCUCGUUGCUACCAACCCUCGUCAUGAGGCCUCUGUCCUCAACGCACGUAUCCGUAAGCAAUACCUGCGCUCUGACUUGGAGAUUGGUCUUGUCGGAGAAUCAUUCGAUAGUACUUUCGAAUUCGAGCAUCUUGGAUCCGAUGUCAACGCUCUUAAGGCUGCCCUUUCGGGACAGUUUGGAGAGAAGCUCGCUUCUGCUAAACGUCCAAUGAUCAUCGUUGGCAGUGCUGCGGCUGAACAUCAAGACGCGAAGGCGAUUUUCGAAACAGUCGGCAGCUUUGUUGAGAAGCAUGGCAACAACUUCAACACCCCUGAAUGGCAAGGCUACAACGUCCUCCAGCGUGCGGCAUCUCGUGCUGCAGCCUACGAGGUUGGCUUUACCACACCGUCUCCCGAAAUCUCCCAGACCAAGCCUAAGAUGGUUUGGCUGCUGGGUGCUGAUGAGGUCACUACGAGUGAAAUUCCAAGCGAUGCGUUCGUUGUCUACCAAGGACACCAUGGUGACCGAGGUGCCCAACUUGCUGAUGUUGUCUUGCCUGGCGCAGCCUACACUGAGAAGUCUGGCACCUACAUCAACACUGAGGGCCGUGUUCAAGUUACCCGGGCAGCGACUUCGUUGCCUGGUGCGGCUCGUGACGACUGGAAGAUUAUUCGCGCUACCAGCGAGUUCCUCAACGUUCCACUGCCUUACGAUGAUAUCGAAGCUCUCCGCGAUCGCAUGGAAGAGAUCAGUCCUGUGAUGCGUCGAUAUGACGUCGUUGAGUCCACCUCCGUGGGCUCCCUUAGCAAGGUUCAGUUGGUUGAUCAGAACAAGGGCACACAGCCAACUGGAGCGCCUUUCAAGCGUGUUAUUGAAGACUUCUACUUCACUGACUCCAUCUCUCGAAGCUCACCUACGAUGGCCCGCUGCUCAGCAGCCAAGGCUACGGGUAAUCCCGAAACUAACUUCAUGGCUGCUGGAGAGAUGUCGCCCCAGGCUUUGUAUGGCUAAGAUUACCACUUGUAGUUCUGAUCUCCCGGUUUAUCCUUAUUAUAGGUCUAGGCGUUGUCGUUGUAACACCUAAACAUCAUUUUUUUUCCUUUGUUCAUUCCUCCCAGUAAUGCGUACUGCUAUUGAUUUCUCCCUCACAGUGAAGUUUCCUGAGAUAGGAGAGGAUGCGUCACUAGUGGUGAUAUUGUAUAUAAGUUCAAAAUAAGCUUGAGAGGCUUGACGAGGUCCAUUUCAUGGAAACAUUGGUUAGAUCAAGUCACAGAAACUACAGAAUGUGGAUUGUUAAUGGAAUGGAUACAUAUUGAUUGAUGCA